AUGUCGCUUGAUUGCCAAGAAGAACGAAAACUUCCGUGUCUUGCCAGCUGUGUGAUCUAUCAGCGAAUCAACAUCAGGAUAGUUCUGAAGUACUUGGAAAUCUGGACAAACAGAGAUCCUUUCGGGCGUGUGCGAAAUGCAGGGAGUGAAUUACGCAAUUUCAGGGCCUAUCGAAAUAAACAUUUGGUGAAAAGGUUCCCUCAUGACAACGCUCUUUUACUAAGUCACAAAAGUUGGCCCCCGAAUAUUGCUGGUCUAGCAUGGGUCAAUUCGAUGUGUGGUGGAAAUUCAAACUCUAUCAACGCCUGGUCUUAUAGCAGUAGUGUUGGUCCUUAUGUAAUUGUUGCUCAUGAGUUGGGUCACAACUUUGCGUUCAAUCACGAUACUGGGACCUGCAAGUGCUUAACUUCACGAGGCUGUUUCAUGGGAAGUACCAGGUCUCGACUUCCAGGAUUUUCGGAUUGCAGCCUUAAAUCGCUUCAAAAGGUCAAUGAUGCAUGCUUGUACAACGUACCAACUUACAAGGUCUGCACUAAUAAAAAGAUUUGCCACUGCCAAGGAGGAUUUGAUCCCAAAAACGGUUGCAAGUCAGAGGAAGGAGAAAAACAAGAGGGAGGCGAAGAAGAAGAGGAAGGAGGAAAAGGAGAGGGAGGCGAAGAAGAAGGAAGUUCAGGUGAAGAGGAAUACGAAUACUCAGGAGGAGAAGAAUUUGAAGAUGAGGAAGACGAUACGAAUGAAGAAGACAAUGAGAAAGAAGUAGAAUAUGAAGACGACGAAAAAGGCGAAAAACGAGAGGGAAAAGAUCUCGAAGAAGACUUAGAAAUGUCCUUUGCUAAAAAGUAA
Pocillopora damicornis (cauliflower coral) is the source of this 843-nucleotide messenger RNA. RefSeq names its product zinc metalloproteinase-disintegrin-like atrase-A. Gene Ontology annotation, molecular function: metalloendopeptidase activity. The record is from RefSeq and is a predicted model, not a curated record. Gene Ontology annotation, biological process: proteolysis. Lineage: Eukaryota; Metazoa; Cnidaria; Anthozoa; Scleractinia; Pocilloporidae.